Caenorhabditis briggsae is the source of this 336-nucleotide messenger RNA. The record is from RefSeq and is a predicted model, not a curated record. The transcript is spliced from 4 exons. The coding region runs from base 1 to 336 and encodes 111 amino acids. NCBI's taxonomy places the organism in Eukaryota, Metazoa, Nematoda, Chromadorea, Rhabditida, Rhabditidae.
AUGGUUUCCCCAUCAGAACAGAUUCUGACUACCGAACAAAUGAUUGAGAUACUGAAUCGACUGGAAGACAUCGAAAUUCGAGCCAUCCACAUUCUUGGAAUCUUCCGCGAUCCUCUUAAAAUCGAUGAAGCCUUCUGCUCUUACAGCAACAUGCUCCUGGAAGUUCAAAUACAGAUUCGCGACUUUCGUGUCCUUCUCAGCAAGAAUAAUGGACACUGGAAUACUGAUAUAUACCAAAAGUUUCUCGCCUACUCGUCGAACACAUUGAAUCAUUGUAAUCAGGCUGCAUCUCGAAUGUAUCCACCGAUGUACCGACAACAACAGCGCCAGUUUUAA